Chelmon rostratus (copperband butterflyfish) is the source of this 1559-nucleotide messenger RNA. RefSeq names its product E3 ubiquitin-protein ligase TRIM63-like. Gene Ontology annotation, molecular function: zinc ion binding. Lineage: Eukaryota; Metazoa; Chordata; Actinopteri; Chaetodontiformes; Chaetodontidae. The coding region runs from base 70 to 1371 and encodes 433 amino acids. The transcript has 9 exons. The record is from RefSeq and is a predicted model, not a curated record.
UGUCCUCCCCGUCCUCCCUGUCCUCCCCAUCCUCCCCGUCCUCCCCGUCCUGCCGUGUCUCUCGGCGUCAUGGAGAGUCUGGAGAAGCAGCUCAUCUGUCCCAUCUGUCUGGAGAUGUUCACCAAGCCGGUGGUCAUCCUGCCCUGCCAACACAACCUCUGCCGCAAGUGUGCCAACGACGUCUUUCAGGCGUCCAAUCCCUACCUGUCGACGAGGAGCGGCUCCACAGUGACGUCCGGCGGUCGUUUCCGCUGCCCGUCCUGCCGACAUGAGGUGGUUCUGGAUCGACACGGAGUGUACGGAUUGCAGAGGAACCUGUUGGUGGAGAACAUCAUCGACAUGUACAAGCAGGGAAACAGCAGCAGACCUGUUCCAGAGGUGAAGCCAGUCCAGCCGAUGUGUGAGGAUCAUGAAGAAGAGAAGAUCAACAUCUACUGCGUCACCUGCAGCGUUCCCACCUGUUCUCUCUGUAAAGUUUUUGGAGCUCAUAAAGACUGUGAGGUCGCUCCACUGGACAGCGUCUUCCAAACACAGAAGGCGGAGCUCACUGACUGUAUCUCCAUGUUAGUUGGGAACAAUGAGAGGAUUCAGGCCAUCAUCAGUCAGCUGGAGGAAACCUGCAAAGCCGUCGAUGAGAACGGACGCAGACAGAAGUCUAAGUUGUGCGAGACGUUCGAUCACCUGUUCGCUCUGCUGGAGGAGAGGAAAGGUGAGAUGAUUCUGAGGAUCAGCUCUGAGCAGGAGGAGAAACUCGACUACAUCAGAGGUCUGAGGGGGAAGCACACCGAACACCUGGAGAACGCUGCCAAGCUGCUGGAGACCGCCAUCCAGACCCUGGACGAGUCCGAGAUGGCCGUGUUCCUGCAGACCACCAAACCUCUGCUCCAGAAGAUUGUAGAGGGCACCGACACGUCUCACCUGGAUAAAAUCCAACAUGGCUACGAGAACAUGGAACAUUUCAUUGCUAACUUCGAUCGUCAGAGGAGAGCGCUGAUGACCAUCGACUUCAUGAAACUUGAUGAAGACGAUGAUGAUGAUGAUGAUGAUGAUGAAGCAGUGGAGGUCAGAGGGACGGCAGCAGGAAAUCGACUUGAGCAGCAGCAGCAGAGCGUUGCAGGACUCUCAGCCAAUCAGCAGCCUCCUGUGUCUCCUGUUCAGCUCUCAGUUCCGCCUCCCCAGAGACCUGCAGAGGCCCCACCCACCACCACCGCGCAGCCCAAAAGCCCCGUCCCCUCAGCAACCAACCAUGCCCCGCCCCCUCUGCCACUCCCCACUGCCGGUCCCACCGCUCAGUCGAAUCAGCAGAACGAGUCGGAGGACAAAGAUGGACCCAAACACGUCUUCUCCUUCAGUUGGCUCAACCAGAAGUGAAAGCAGUGACGUCCGUCUGUGAUCCGCAGAGACACACGACCUGUUUGUCUUUAGUAAUUGACGUGAAUGGAGGGAAUUCGUUGACAGAAUUGUCCUCAUGCUGUUACACUUUCUUCAUCUCAAAGGAGCUUUUAAAGGUGUUUUUAAUGAGACGACGUCUGAAUUUUAGUUUGCUUCACCGAUGUUAA